AUGGCGAAGGCAUGCUCACCGACCAGCCCACAAACCCUGGUCGUCUGGGAUAUACGGAGGAGCCCGCACACAGGCCCUAGCACUUUUGGUGCAAAGGCACCCAAGGCGUCCACGUGCGCCACCCAUGGUGUCUUCUUCGACCGGCGUCUUCAUCCAUCUACACCACCACAACGACGUCGAAGCUGCAGACCUGCAGCCCAGCACCAUCUACACCACCACCACGACAUUGAAGCCGCCCGCUUACAGCCCGGCGCCAUCUCCACCCUGCCAAUAUCAACAUGCACCAAAGUUGAGUUCAAUGACACAUGGCGCCCAAGAGCUGAGCAGAUGAUGUUCAUGUACACAUGA
This is a messenger RNA of Triticum turgidum subsp. durum (durum wheat), 348 nucleotides long. The record is from the annotation of a GenBank genome assembly. Lineage: Eukaryota; Viridiplantae; Streptophyta; Magnoliopsida; Poales; Poaceae.